AUGGAUUCCGAUACCUCUGCUCCCUCAGUCUCCUACCCCAUCAUCGACUCCCACAUCCAUCUCUUUCCCAAAAGCGAGAUCGAUACCCUCGCCUGGAAUACUCCCUCUAACCCUCUAUACAAACAACAAUCUCUCGAUGAAUACACAGCUGCUACAGCUUCUGCUCCUUCGCUCGAAGGAUUUAUAUUCGUCGAGACAGACCGGAAGAAUGAUUUGGACCGUGGGGAAUCAGAUGGUUCGGGAUGGGAAAUGCCCCUUAAGGAGGUAUCAUGGCUUAAACGAAUAGCAUUAGGCCAACCCCUCGAAGGUGAAGGACAUUCUGCCGAAAAUGCGAAGCUUUGUAAGGCUAUUAUACCAUGGGCGCCGAUGCCGAGUGGAGAGAAGACGUUGGAGAAAUAUGUGAAGGAGGUAGAGAGGGAGGCGGAAGGAAGUUGGGGAUUGGUGAAGGGAUUUAGGUAUUUGGUGCAGGAGAAGGAGAAGGGGACUAUGCUUUCGGAUGGGUUUAUAGAGGGGUUGAGGUGGCUUGGGAGGAAGGGGUUUGUGUUUGAUUUGGGGGUCGAUUUACAUUCUGGGGGGAAAUGGCAAUUGGAGGAAGCGGUGGAAAUGAUGAAAAAGGCCCAUGAGGGAGUUGAGGAAGGGGAGAAAGUCACGGUCAUAAUUAACCACCUCUGCAAACCCGACUUCUCAAUCUACAAUACCCAAACCGAUCCAUCUUUUAUCGCCUGGCGCACCGCCAUGUUCAAACUCAGCAAAUUCAGCAACACAUACAUGAAACUCAGCGGAUGUUUUUCCGAAAUGCCUGAUUCUUUGAAGAAAGCUCCUAUAGAUGAGAUUGUCAUGGCACUACAACCAUAUUUAGCAGUGAUUCUUGCUACAUUUAGUUCUUUCAGAACAAUGUUUGGAUCUGAUUGGCCGGUAUGUACUAUUGGGGUUGAGGGGGCAUGGGAGAAAUGGAGGGAGGUGGUUAUGAGAUUUUGCUACUUGGCUAGUUUGAGUAGGGAGAACCAGAUUAUGAUUUGGAGUGGCACGGCGAUUAAAGCGUAUAAGAUUGGAGAACAAUUGUGA
Messenger RNA from Sclerotinia borealis F-4128, 1065 nucleotides. NCBI's taxonomy places the organism in Eukaryota, Fungi, Ascomycota, Leotiomycetes, Helotiales, Sclerotiniaceae. The record is from the annotation of a GenBank genome assembly.